AUGGCAGAAGCCUCCGCGGAUGCCUCGUCCCUCCCCGGAACAGUGAAGAAAAAGAAAAGUCUGUCGAUUGAGGAAAAGAUUGACAUUAUUAAUGCCGUAGAGAGUGGGAAGAAAAAAGCGGAGAUUGCAGCCGAAUAUGGAAUAAAGAAAAAUUCAUUGUCUUCCAUUAUGAAGAAUAAAGACAAAGUCCUAGAAGCCUUUGAAUCUCUGAAAUUUGAUCCGAAGAGAAAAAGACUGAGAACUGCUUUUUAUACAGACCUGGAAGAGGCAUUAAUGAGAUGGUAUCGAAUCGCUCAGUGCCUCAAUGUACCAGUAAAUGGUCCAAUGUUGCGUCUGAAGGCUAAUGAUUUUGCCCAGAAACUUGGACAUAAUGAUUUCAAGUGCAGUAACGGCUGGCUGGAUCGUUUUAAAUCCAGGUACGGAUUAGUAUUCAGAGCCCAACCUGUAGAAGCUACUGGGGUAUCAGUAGAUCCUUCAACUGUCUGGCACCAGAAUAUACUUCCUUACUAUUUAAAUGAUUAUCCUCCUAAAAAUGUCUUUAAUAUAAAAGAGACAGGACUGCUAUAUCGAAUGUUGCCUACGAAUACUUUUGCAUUUAAAGGAGAAACCUGCUCCAUUGGGAAGUUGUGCAAAGACAGGUUAACUCUGGUGGUUGGGACAAACAUGGACGGCUCGGAGAAACUUCCUCUGCUUGUCAUCGGGAAAAACAGAAGCCCGCACUGUUUCAGAGGCAUCAGGUCCUUGCCUGUGCGUUAUGAAGCUAACCCCAUGGCGUGGAUGACCCCUGAAGUUUUUGAACAAUGGAUGCAGCAGCUUGAUCAGAAGUUUCAAGCCCAGCACCGAAGAGUGGUGAUUUUUGUCGAUUCUUUUCCUGCACACCCAGAGGUCAAGAACCUAAAGGCCAUCGAGUUAGCAUUCUUCCCCUCGUGCUUAUCGUCCAAAUUGAUAGCCAUGAAACAAGGUGUGAUCCAGAGCCUUAAGAUCAAAUACCGGCACUGUCUCAUCAAGAAAUUUUUGAGCUCUGUGGAAGGCAGCAGAGAAUUUACCUUUUCUCUUUUGGAUGCAGUUGACACCUUGCAUCUGUGCUGGCGGGCUGUGACCCCGGAGACCAUUGUUAAGAGCUAUGAAGAGGCGGGCUUCAAAUCUCCCAAGGGAGCAGAGAGUGAGAAGGGCAGCGGAGAGAUGGACAAGGGCCUCGAUCUGGUGGCGGAUGCCCAGGCGGCAGGAGUGGAAUUUCCAGAAGGGCUGUCGCUGGAGGAGUACGCGGCCCUGGACGAUGACCUGGAGACCUGUGAAGGGGCACUCAGCAGUGACUCGUUGUGGCCCAGAGAGAGCCAGGCGGAUGAAGUUAGAUUUUAUGCUUCUGAUGAGGAUGAGGAUGGGGGUGUCCUGGGAACCGAGCUCCCUUUGCCCUCAAAACCAGAAGCAGUAACUGCUCUCCAUACGCUGAAAACUUUUCUUAGAAGUCAACACAUGGAUGAAGGGCUUCAUAAUGCUUUAGCAGACCUUGAAAUUUUUAUCAACUCUUUACCAUCCAAAUAAUUGUACACUCAGAAGAGUGAUGGUUUUGCCUGCUGUUGUAUUUUACUAUAUAAGGUAUGUAAGGGGGAAAAUACCACUUAAACGUAAAUGAAAACCUAAUUUUUUUG
This is a messenger RNA of Sorex fumeus (smoky shrew), 1649 nucleotides long. It is a transcript of the gene TIGD4, whose product is annotated as tigger transposable element derived 4. The transcript has a single exon. Gene Ontology annotation, molecular function: DNA binding. Lineage: Eukaryota; Metazoa; Chordata; Mammalia; Eulipotyphla; Soricidae. Gene Ontology annotation, cellular component: nucleus. The record is from RefSeq and is a predicted model, not a curated record. The coding region runs from base 1 to 1542 and encodes 513 amino acids.